Magnolia sinica is the source of this 3255-nucleotide messenger RNA. Its product is annotated as lysine-specific histone demethylase 1 homolog 1. The record is from RefSeq and is a predicted model, not a curated record. Gene Ontology annotation, molecular function: protein binding; oxidoreductase activity. Bases 105 to 2645 code for a protein of 846 amino acids. The transcript has a single exon. Gene Ontology annotation, cellular component: nucleus. Lineage: Eukaryota; Viridiplantae; Streptophyta; Magnoliopsida; Magnoliales; Magnoliaceae.
UUCAUUCUGCAAGGCGUCGGAAACCCUAUUCGUCAUCCCCUAUUUUUCUGCCUAUUUAGACAUUAUCAAAAUCCCAUGCCCUAGAAAUUGAAUCCUCCCCCGCCAUGGAAGAAGCGGAUUCUCAUAAUCACCCUCCCGAAACCGCCAAUCUUCUACCCGAAACAGCCAAUCUUCUUCCGGAAACCGAUCUCAGCACCACCAAUGAAGACCCGAUACCACCAUCCACCCCCCAAAACCACCUCCAAGACCCCGAAAGUCACCCCCAAACCCCGCCGGAAAAUCACCCCCGCCCUGUCCCCACUCCUCAAAGCCAAGACGGAAACCCUAACCCACUGCCGGAAAACCACCUGCUGUCUGAGGAAUGCCCACCUCCUGCGAAGAAACGCCGCCGCCGGAAGAAGCAGUUCCCGGAAAUGAUCCCGUCCGCCUCUGCCGCAUCCGGCCUCCGCGUCCUCCGGCCCCACUCCAACAAAUCCAGCAUCUACAAUGAGAAGCUUAUGGACGAGAUCAUCCAGCUUCAGAUCAACGAAGGUCCUUCUCCGUCCAAGCCCCGCCGCCGCAAGAUUGCCGACCUCGCCAAGGAGGUUGAUGUCGAGGCCAUGAUCGCCAUCUCCGUCGGCUUCCCAGUUGACUCUCUCGCUGAGGAGGAGAUAGAGUCCAACGUGGUCCCCACGGUUGGCGGCGUCGAACAGGCCAACUACAUAGUUGUCCGCAACCACAUCCUGGCCCGCUGGCGGUCCAAUGUCUCCGUGUGGAUGACCAAGGACCAUGCCCUGGAAUCCAUACGGUCCGAGCACCGCGGCCUCGUCAGCACUGCCUAUGGCUUCCUCCUCGACCAUGGGUACAUCAACUUCGGCCUGGCUCCCUCCAUCAAGGAGGCCAUCUUGAAGCCGCUGUCGGAUGGGGCCGAGCGGGCCAAUGUCAUAAUUGUUGGGGCGGGCCUUGCCGGACUAUCUGCUGCGCGGCACCUACUUUCAUUGGGCUUCAAGGUUGCAAUCAUUGAGGGAAGGAACCGGCCUGGGGGACGGGUCUUGACAAGGAAGAUGCAGGGUGAUGGGGUGGUUGCAGCUGCUGAUCUUGGUGCCAGUGUCCUCACCGGAAUCAAUGGGAACCCGCUCGGUGUCCUGGCAAGGCAGCUUGGGUUUCCGCUCCACAAGGUACGAGACAAAUGCCCACUGUAUCUACCCAGCGGAAAGGCUGUUGAUCCCGAUAUCGACUCGAGGGUCGAGUUUACAUUCAAUAGGCUUCUAGAUAAGGUCUGUAAGCUCCGGCAGACAAUGCUGGAUGAGGUGAAAUCUGUGGAUGUCUCGUUGGGAACUGCACUCGAGACCUUCAGGCAUGUGUACAAGGUUGCUGAGGUGCCCGAGGAGAGGAUGCUUUUGAACUGGCAUCUUGCAAAUUUGGAAUAUGCAAAUGCCGCAUUAUUGUCGGAUCUGUCGAUGGCGUACUGGGACCAGGAUGAUCCUUAUGAGAUGGGUGGGGACCACUGUUUCAUCCCAGGCGGGAAUGGGAGGUUCGUCCGUGCGCUUGCAGAGAACCUUCCAAUUUUUUAUGGUCAGAUGGUAGAGAGUAUAAGAUAUGGGGUUGAUGGGGUUAUGGUCUGUGCGGGUGGAAAGGUUUUUCGUGGUGACAUGGUUCUGUGCACGGUCCCAUUGGGGGUCCUCAAGAAGGGGACAAUUGAGUUCCUCCCAGAGCUGCCACUGCAGAAGCGGGAUGCAAUUCAGAGACUGGGGUUUGGGUUGCUUAACAAGGUUGCAAUGCUGUUCCCACGUGAUUUCUGGGGUGGAUGGAUUGAUACAUUUGGGCAUUUGACUGAGGAUACAAGUAAACGUGGGGAGUUCUUUCUAUUCUACAGCUACUCUUCAGUUUCGGGAGGCCCACUUCUGGUAGCUCUUGUUGCGGGGGAAUCUGCUUUGAAAUUUGAGGCAAUGUCUCCAGUCGAGUCUGUACAGCGAGUUUUAAAGGUACUGAGGAGAAUUUUUACCCCAAGAGGGAUUGAAGUUCCUGACCCAAUUCAUGUGGUUUGUACUCGCUGGGGGAAAGAUCGGUUCACAUAUGGAUCCUACUCAUAUGUUGCAGUUGGGGCUUCUGGGGAUGAUUAUGACAUUCUAGCUGAGCCCGUGGGAGAUGGGAGGGUUUUCUUUGCUGGGGAGGCUACCAACCGACGGUACCCGGCAACGAUGCAUGGAGCUUUCCUCAGUGGGUUGAGGGAGGCUGCCAACAUAUUGAGAGCAGCUAACAGGAGGCCCUUGGGUUUGUCAGACAGGCCAUAUGUACGAGAGGAAAGUGUGGAUUGGAACAAUCUGUUUACGAGUCCUGAUUUGUCAUUUGGGAGUUUCUCAGUUCUGUUUGAUCCCAGUACAGAUGACCUUGCAUCUCUUUCACUGUUGCGAGUUGGGUUUGGUGGAAAAUUGUUGGAAUCUGGUCCUCUUUAUCUUUAUGGCUUGAUUUCGAGGAAGCAGGUGAUGGAGCUGAGCAAGGUUGAAGGAGAUGAAAACAGAUUGAGGGUGUUGUAUCGUACCUAUGAUGUGAAGUUGGUUGGAAGGAAAGGAUUGGGAAGAGAUGGAGAAUCUCUUGUAGCCCGUUUGAAGGCAGGUGGAGUGGACCUCAAUGCAUUAGGUACGGAUGAAGCCCAACAAUCAUAACAAGUUCUCUUCAGUUUCCUGCAGUAUGAGCAUUCUUUGUAUGAUUGGAUUUCAUUAAACAGACCUUGAGCCGGUAACGACUUCUGACACACUGGCUUGGGUUCAUUUCUUUCAAUCAUUUCUUUCAAUGAGAAAAUCAAAGGAGGAUACCAACAAUUUUGUAUUGGUUGUCAUGAAUCAUUGGAAACUGAUUAGAAGACAAGUAGAGAUACAAUGGUCGAGAUUUCUUGGCCAAGGAUUAGAUAGGAUUGCUAACUCUUUAGGUUGUGACUUUGAGGAGUUAAUCUGUCUGAAUGGAUUGACAGACAGAAAUUCUAGCUCUUCAGUACUUACUGAUUUUAUGACCUGAUUCUCCUGAAACGUAAUUGUUGGCAUUACCAUUGUUCUUGUAUGGGGCUAAACUGAAAACUUUAGUGAAUAUAGAGGUCAAAAUUGCUGUCUAUAAUGCUCACUUUUUUUUAACUGCAUGGAUUCUAUAAUUAGUAGCUUCAACCGGUCAUGGCGAGGUUGUAUUGCUGCUACUAUAAAUGAAAGUAUUUAAUCUCAGCCAUUUAUUGAAAAUGCUAGUGUAAUUGUUUUAAAUAAUUACCAUAUCAUUUUAUUGUGGCGA